AUGUCGGCAACUACAAAUGACGAAAACAGCACCACAACGCGUAUGACCAGGGCCAAGUCGGCGGCCCUUAACGUGGCCGAUUCAGCAGCCCCCUCCAAAGUUGGCCUCCAGACAAAGAAGACUGUCGGCGUCACCACAACCAACGGACUUAGAAAACGCGCUGCUCUGGGCGAUGUCAGCAAUGUCAGCAAAACGGAAGCUGUUGAGGGAAAGAAGGUGACGGCAUCCAAGGGCCUGGUGUCCAAGGCCGCUCAGCCAACGGGUAUUCAGAAGAGCACUCGCCCAACUGCGGGUCGGACGGCUUUGAGCAGCAAGGAACUGAAGAAGCCAGAGACAAAGAAGUCGGGGGCCGGCACCAUUGGACCCAAGCGAAAAGUUCCCACAGCUGCCCCCAAGGAGGAUGCCGUGCCUGAAGCGGCGGAACCGGCUCGCAAGAAGGCUCAUCUCGAUGCUGAGAAGCCCAAAGCCGCUCCGCCCCAGCUGGAUCCCAAGGAGGCUGCGAAGGCCGAACUGCUGGCCAACAUCAAGAGCCUCGACGAAGAGGACCUGGACGACCCUCUCAUGGUUGCCGAGUAUGCCAACGAUAUUUUCGACUAUUUGCGAGAACUCGAAGUCCAAUCGAUUCCCAACCCCGACUACAUGUCUCACCAGGACGACCUCGAGUGGAAGACGCGUGGGAUCCUCAUUGACUGGCUCAUCGAGGUCCACACCCGAUUUCACCUGCUCCCCGAGACCCUGUUCCUGGCCGUCAACAUCAUCGAUCGGUUCCUCUCCGAAAAGGUUGUCCAGCUCGACCGCCUGCAGCUCGUCGGCAUCACUGCCAUGUUCAUCGCCUCCAAGUACGAAGAGGUUCUGUCACCUCACGUUGAGAACUUCAAGAAGAUUGCCGACGAUGGCUUCAGCGAGGCUGAGAUUCUGAGCGCGGAACGUUUCAUUCUUAGCACCCUCAACUAUGAUCUCAGCUAUCCCAACCCCAUGAACUUCCUUCGCCGAGUUUCCAAGGCGGACAACUAUGAUAUCCAGUCACGUACCAUUGGCAAGUAUCUUACGGAGAUCAGCUUGCUGGACCACCGGUUCAUGGUCUACCGUCCCAGCCACGUCGCCGCCGCUUCCAUGUACCUGGCGCGACUCAUGCUUGACCGCGGCGAGUGGGAUCCGACUAUUGCGUAUUAUGCAGGCUACACAGAGGAUGAGGUUGAGCCUGUUGUCAACCUCAUGGUUGACUACUUGGCGCGCCCCCCCAUCCACGAAGCAUUCUUCAAGAAGUAUGCUAGCAAGAAAUUCCUCAAAGCUUCUAUCCUUUCCCGCCAAUGGGCCAAGAAGAACGCGCCGUUGUUUGGCAUCGAAGAUCUCCAUCUUUCCUUGGACCAGAUUUCAUGA
Molecule: messenger RNA, 1380 nt
Organism: Trichoderma citrinoviride
Lineage: Eukaryota; Fungi; Ascomycota; Sordariomycetes; Hypocreales; Hypocreaceae
Product: A/B/D/E cyclin
Exons: 5
Coding region: 1-1380 (459 amino acids)
Biological process (GO): regulation of cyclin-dependent protein serine/threonine kinase activity; G2/M transition of mitotic cell cycle
Cellular component (GO): centrosome; nucleus; cytoplasm
Molecular function (GO): cyclin-dependent protein serine/threonine kinase regulator activity
Source: RefSeq, a predicted model, not a curated record